GCCCAGGCAAGAGAGGCAGCAUGGAGGAGGCGCCCCACGGCUGCCCCGGGGCCGACAGCGCCCAGGCGGGCCGAGGAGCCUCGUGCCAAGGAUGCCCCAACCAGAGACUGUGUGCAUCCGGAGCCAGCGCCGCACCGGACCCGGCUGUGGAGGAAAUCAGAGAGAAGAUGAAGACUGUACGACACAAGAUCUUGGUGCUGUCUGGGAAAGGCGGUGUUGGGAAAAGCACAUUCAGUGCCCACCUUGCCCAUGGCCUGGCAGAGGAUGGAGAUACACAGGUUGCUCUUCUGGACAUCGAUAUCUGUGGACCAUCGAUUCCCAAGAUCAUGGGCUUAGAAGGAGAGCAGGUUCACCAGAGUGGCUCCGGCUGGUCUCCAGUGUAUGUGGAGGACAACCUGGGGGUGAUGUCUGUGGGCUUCCUGCUCAGCAGCCCGGAUGAUGCUGUCAUCUGGAGGGGACCAAAGAAAAAUGGUAUGAUCAAGCAGUUCCUCCGUGAUGUAGACUGGGGAGAUGUGGACUACCUCAUCAUAGACACCCCACCCGGCACAUCCGAUGAACACCUCUCUGUGGUCCAGUAUCUGGCUGCGGCACAUAUUGAUGGGGCAGUGGUCCUUACCACCCCUCAGGAGGUGGCCCUCCAGGAUGUCCGGAAAGAGAUCAGCUUCUGCCACAAGGUGAAGCUGCCCAUCAUUGGUGUGGUAGAGAACAUGAGUGGCUUCAUCUGCCCCAAGUGCAAGAAAGAGUCUCAGAUCUUCCCUCCCACAACUGGGGGUGCAGAGGCCAUGUGCCAGGACCUGAAGAUCCCUCUUCUGGGCAAAGUGCCACUCGAUCCACACAUAGGCAGGAGCUGUGACAAAGGCCAGUCUUUUUUUGUUGAAGCCCCAGAUUCACCAGCCACAGCAGCCUACAGAAGUAUAAUUCAGAGGAUCCGAGAGUUUUGUAAUUCUCAUCAGUCACAUGGUGAGAACCUCAUCAGUCCCUGAAGUGGGACAGGGCCAAGUGCCACCUGCUAACCACAGAGCUUGCAGGCUACGUGUCCAGCCACACCUGCUCAGCGGGGGACAGGUGGUGCCACACAGAUGCUGACAGGAUUUGCAGUCACUCAUUAAGACACUAUAAUCACCUAUCUGCCUAUUUCUUCGAGAUCAAAGGUACAGGCGCUCUAUAUCCAGGUGCCAUUCACCAGAAAAUAAAAAUGUCUCCUUGAACCUGU
Molecule: messenger RNA, 1213 nt
Organism: Grammomys surdaster
Lineage: Eukaryota; Metazoa; Chordata; Mammalia; Rodentia; Muridae
Gene: Nubp1
Product: nucleotide binding protein 1
Exons: 10
Coding region: 21-983 (320 amino acids)
Biological process (GO): iron-sulfur cluster assembly
Cellular component (GO): cytosol
Molecular function (GO): ATP binding; ATP-dependent FeS chaperone activity; ATP hydrolysis activity
Source: RefSeq, a predicted model, not a curated record